GUGUGUGUGGCAUUUUUUGAAGAGCGUUCUGUGAGGGAUUUGAAUCCGCUUCCCACGGACGUGCCGGCGGGUCGCAGCGCCGCCAGAAGAGGGCAUUCGGAUCCCGCCUGGUUAACAUUAAGUAGCUGGGGCAUGCAGACGCACGAAUUAACGCCGAACCUGCAGCGGACUCGGGAGGGAAAGCGACCAGAAAAAGGAGAAUAUUUGGAUAUUGGAGUGUUUUACCCAGUUUUUUGCCGGUGACUCCCGGAGAAGCGGCGCGUUUUUUUUGGCUGCUGAGGUGCGCGCCACGCGUGGUGCUGGACUGAGCAUCCCCCCUUUUUUUUUUCUUCUUUUUUUUUUUUUGGUGUGUAGACGCCAGCGAGCUGCUGGGGGAGAUGCAUCUAAAUGCUGCUUUCUUGCCGGGGGAACAUCGCAUCCUACCGAGGUAAAGUUCUUCCCUGACGGGGAGGGUGGUGGGGGGUUCAGACACUGGCCAUGGCGCACUCGGAGGGGACUGCGCCUGCCGCAGCGCGGGGUUCUCUGGGGCUCCAACUUGGGUGUUUUUGCAGCAAAAACCACCAGGACGGGGAGUUCUAAAAAAAAAAUAAAAAAAAAUCAUCGAAUAAAAAAAAUCCUUCCUGGAAGUGCUCGGGCUCGACGUGCGCUUUCAAGCCGGACUAGAGGAGAGGAAAGCGGGGGUGAGGGGGAAGGCAGGUGCGCUCAGACUGCGGGUGCUUGUGGAUUAGGACGGUACCUGUUCGUGGAAAUGGCUACCAGGAUCCUGUAGAAAAACAACAAAAAAACCUGUUGGUUGGACUGAACAGAUCUGCAGACAUGGGCUGUUCUCUACAACGUCGUUGGCUUGUAGUCCAACUCCUGAUGCAGGUGUGGCUUGCAGCAAGCCCGGCUCUAACAGAUCGUCCAUGCCCAAAGAGCUGUCGCUGCGAUGGAAAAAUUGUGUACUGUGAGUCAAGUGCAUUCCGUGAUGUUCCCAAGAACCUCUCAGGAGGAUGUGAAGGACUAUCGUUAAGGUACAACAGCAUCAUGAACCUUCGAGCGGGUCAGUUUGUCGGCCUUAACCACCUCAUCUGGCUUUAUUUGGACCACAAUUACAUCACAUCUGUAGAUGGGAUGGCCUUCCAGGGAGUUCGCAGGCUCAAAGAACUCAUCUUGAGCUCCAACAAAAUCACAUCUCUUCACAACACCACGUUCCAUCCUGUACCCAAUCUGCGUAAUCUGGACCUGUCAUACAACAAACUGGAGGCUUUGCAGCCCGGGCAGUUUCAAGGCCUUCGGAAGCUACUCAGCCUUCACAUACGUUCAAAUUCACUAAAGAUCCUGCCAUUACGUCUCUUCCAAGAUUGCAGAAAUCUUGAGUUUCUGGAUCUGGGUUACAACCGUUUGCGCAGUAUCACCCGGAAUGCACUUUCAGGUUUAGUCAAACUCACAGAGCUGCAUCUGGAACACAACCAGUUCUCAAAGAUAAAUUUUUCCCAUUUUCCUCGUCUGUACAAUCUGCGGGCGCUUUACCUUCAGUGGAAUCGCAUUCGCUCAAUGAGUCAAGGCCUGACCUGGAUUUGGGGCUCUAUCCAAAAGCUUGAUUUGUCUGGGAAUGAUCUGUCAGAUCUAGAUGCUGUGAUUUACCAGUAUUUGCCCAACCUGCAAACCCUAAAUUUGGACUCCAACAAGUUGACCAAUGUAUCCCAGGAGGCAGUGGAUGCCUGGAUCUCUGUCACUACAAUCAGUCUGGCGGGAAAUGUGUGGGACUGUGGCCCAGCCAUUUGUCCUCUUGUAUCUUGGCUAAGAAAAUUCCGGGGUGCAAAGGAGACUACAAUGAUAUGUGCCUCUCCAAAGAGAGCCCAAGGUGAAAAAGUGAUGGACGCUGUUGAAGCCUUUGGUGUUUGUCAAUCAAACCCAGCGACGAUGCUCACAGCUAGCAUUCCUCCAACUCCAUACAGUGUUGUACAGCAGCCGGGAAAUCACCCAGCCAUUUUGGUAUUCCCCACCGGUCCUGGAAAGAAAGCAGAAGGAUCUAUUAGGGGCCCAACGUCAUCAGCUGUUACCCAAACGGUGGCACUUCCCCCAGAUCAAGACAUGGAGCCUGUGUCCUUCCAUAAGAUCGUAGCUGGAAGUGUUGCCCUUUUCCUUUCUGUAGCUAUGAUCCUGUUGGUAAUCUACGUGUCAUGGAAGCGCUAUCCUAGUAGUGUCAAGCAAUUGCAGGAGAAUUCAUCGGCGGCUCGCAAGCGCCGCAAGAAGUCAAGGGAAACAGAACGCACCUUGAGCUCUCCCCUGCAGGAGUACUAUGUGGACUAUAAACCCAACAACUCUGAGGCCAUGGAUGUGCUGGUCAACGGCACCGGAACCUGCACUUACACCAUCUCAGGCUCCCGAGAAUGCGAGAUUUUGAAAAGACUCCCAGAAAUUGCCGUUGAACCAGGCAUGCUGGGACUUGCCAUCUCUUCCAGAUUUUGAAAAUACUCCCAGAAAUUGCCGUUGAACCAGGCAUGCUGUGACUUGCCAUCUCUUCCAGAUUUUCGAAAGACUCCCAGAAAUUGCCGUUGAACCAGGCAUGCUGGGACUUGCCUUCUCUUCCAGAUUUUGAAAAUACUCCCAGAAAUUGCCGUUGAACCAGGCAUGCUGGGACUUGCCAUCUCUUUCAGAUUUUGAAAAGACUCCCAGAAAUUGCCGUUGAACCAGGCAUGCUGGGACUUGCCAUCUCUUCCAGAUUUUGAAAAUACUCCCAGAAAUUGCCGUUGAACCAGGCAUGCUGUGACUUGCCAUCUCUUCCAGAUUUUCGAAAGACUCCCAGAAAUUGCCGUUGAACCAGGCAUGCUGGGACUUGCCAUCUCUUCCAGAUUUUGAAAAUACUCCCAGAAAUUGCCGUUGAACCAGGCAUGCUGGGACUUGCCAUCUCUUUCAGAUUUUGAAAAGACUCCCAGAAAUUGCCGUUGAACCAGGCAUGCUGGGACUUGCCAUCUCUUCCAGAUUUUGAAAAUACUCCCAGAAAUUGCCGUUGAACCAGGCAUGCUGUGACUUGCCAUCUCUUCCAGAUUUUCGAAAGACUCCCAGAAAUUGCCGUUGAACCAGGCAUGCUGGGACUUGCCUUCUCUUCCAGAUUUUGAAAAUACUCCCAGAAAUUGCCGUUGAACCAGGCAUGCUGGGACUUGCCAUCUCUUUCAGAUUUUGAAAAGACUCCCAGAAAUUGCCGUUGAACCAGGCAUGCUGGGACUUGUCAUCUCUUCCAGAUUUUGAAGAUACUCCCAGAAAUUGCCGUUGUCUAUCGACAUCUCGACUGAAGUUCCAAAUCUCCCAGAUUCUGCUGUUUUUGUGUGCAUAUAACAAUAUUGUAGCUUUUGUUCGAAUGUCAAAAGGAUGAGGAGGAGAUGGGCGGUCAACAAUUGAACAAACAUCCAAAGACGUCUCAGCUUGGACACAAAGCCUCUCUCUCCCACUCACGAGUCCCAAAGCAUUUACGGACUCUCAGUCUGUCCUAAAGCAGGAACGGAUGAACACAACCGAGUAUAUUUAAAAAAAUGUACCUUACCUUCACACCAUUGUU
Entelurus aequoreus (snake pipefish) is the source of this 3541-nucleotide messenger RNA. RefSeq names its product leucine-rich repeat transmembrane neuronal protein 4. The transcript has 3 exons. NCBI's taxonomy places the organism in Eukaryota, Metazoa, Chordata, Actinopteri, Syngnathiformes, Syngnathidae. The coding region runs from base 817 to 2454 and encodes 545 amino acids. The record is from RefSeq and is a predicted model, not a curated record. Gene Ontology annotation, molecular function: protein binding.